AUGGCCAUUCAAAUGGAACAAGUUCUUUUCUUUUUACUAUCAUUAUACGCGGCCGUAAGCGUUGGUGAUCACGCACCCCCGUUCAAGCCGCUGCUCCCAUCGUCCUACACCAAAUCUCCGCUGAUGUACGCCAGUUUCGUGCCCAAGCACGGCAGUGGACUGAAACCCUACAUGACGCAAUUCCGGGCCGGUACGCGCCUGACACCAGUAGCGAUUCGGCCAGCUCCAUCGAUGAUUAUGAGUUUGAAAAGACCCAUCAAAUCCAUUCUAAGCCACCCUUCGCUUAUGAAGCAACCGCUACUGAAGCGACCGCCGCCACUACCAUUUGCUGCGGCCAGCAUUAAGCAUCACAAAUUCCACAGUUCACCGUUGGGACCUAGUACGGGAGAGAUCGUCUUCGAAAAGCUCAAACCGAUCACCACGAAGCUAACCUCCCACAAGGAUGGUGCCAUUCACACGAUACCAGCCCCGAACCUGGGUCUAACGAAGCCCGCGAAAGCACCGAACCAGAUCCGUGUAACGUCUUACGAGGACAGCAACAAGCUGGAGAUCGAGGUGAAGACGACAAAGCCCACGUUCACCGCUACGCCAUCCUUCUUGAACCUGAACCCAACGCCCGCCCCAGCAAUCGUGCCGUUCAACCAUCACGCCAUUGGCAACCCUCAUCAAUACCAGGUGACCGAGGAGCACUCGAACGACGUGACGAUCGGGGACUUGUACUCGGGCAAGAAGACCUACUUCGCACCGGAUCCGGAUCCAUCGCUGCCGAGCAAAACGUUGGUUCCCACGUCUGAUCCGCUCAGCAUUCCAAGCAACGGGAAGUUUACCCCCACGAGUGUCCUGCUGCAGUCUCCGGUUGCUCACUAUCCGCUCCAACCGCAGACUAGUGCGUCGGCCGUGAUCCAGUACGUCAAUGCGGUCCCGCAGGCUAGCUACGCGAUUCCGCUCGCAACCCAACCGCAGCUGCAGCAACACAUUCUGCAACAGACAGCUAUGCUCCAGGAGAUGCCCGUUUCGCUCUAUAACCCCACCUAUCUCGUGACCCAAUCCAACAACCUUUUCAACACCCACCAACAGCAGGCGGCCGUGAAUCUCUUUAAGCCGGAUACCCACUUCCUCGGUACGAUGCAACAACAUCAGCAGCAGCAACAGCAACAUCAUCAGCAGCAGCAACAGCAGCAUCAGCAGCAGCAACAGCAGCAACAGCACCAACCGCAACAUCAGCAAACAUCGCAGCUGGUGCAAACGCAAACGCAAGCACCUCCCGUUCCAACGACCGUGCUCUUCAACACCUACGGCACGUACAAACACAGCGAACCGGCGGCCAGCACGGGCCAGAUAUUGUCCGCAACCCAGGACCAGCUGCACGAGCUGCAAUCGGUGGUGAACCAGAUCCAGCUAAACGACAUCCACAACCAGCACACGUCCGAUAUGCCAACGUACGCGCAGCUGGUCGGCCAUGAGCAACCGGCCAUUCACCAGCAACAGCUUCCGCAGCUCAACCAGCUCGAGCAACAGCUCCAGCAGCAGCUGAUCCAACAGCACCAGCAAGAGAAGAGCAACUCGCAACGCCCGAUGAGUGAAGCCGAAAUCUCUAAUCUGCUGAACUACGGUAUGAUAAAUCUGCACAACAAUCUCUCGCCCAGCGACUACUACCAUUACCAGGUGGAUCAGCCAACUGCGGUGCAUCCGUCGCAGCAUCAAAGCUUCUACGAGCUAUCCGAGCGGCAGAAAGAGAACGAUCGCAUACUGGCACAGGCCCAGCAAGAGCUCUUUCACCAGCAGCAGCAGUACCAACAGCAGCAUCAGCAACAGCAACAUCCGCAACAGCAUCAUCAGCAGCAGCAUCAAUACCAGCAGCAAAUGCAACAUCAGCUAGAACAGCAAGUCCAGCAACAGCAGCAGCAGCAUUCGUUGUCCCAGCAGUACCAGCAAGAGAGCAAUAGCGAUUACCUUCAGGCGUACCAGGACCAUCAGCUAGCCGUCUCGAACAUUCUGGGUUUACAGGACAAACAGUCGCAGAGUGGCAACAACGUCGCUCAGCAGUAUCAUUUGCAUCACGCGGCCAUUGGCAGCACGGUUGAGCCUCAGUCUACCCAGAGUCCCUUGCGAAUAUACGUACCAGAUGGGGAGCACGAGUAUUCUAACAAUGUUAACGCCCAAAAAAGGAUGGAUGAGAUCGACUUUGAGUAUGCGGAUACGGAAGGCCUGAGCCAACUCGAGGACAGCACGACGACAAACGCUCACGCGCGCAACGACGAACCCAUCACGCCCCCCUCAUCCGACGACGCUACCACUAACGCUUACUACGAUGAUAGGACGGCGGAUGCUGCCGUUGAAGACGAGGACGAGAUGUACCGCAAAAAUCUUAGCAAUCAUCGACUCGAAUGA
Messenger RNA from Anopheles nili, 2391 nucleotides. Its product is annotated as putative mediator of RNA polymerase II transcription subunit 12. NCBI's taxonomy places the organism in Eukaryota, Metazoa, Arthropoda, Insecta, Diptera, Culicidae. Bases 1 to 2391 code for a protein of 796 amino acids. The record is from RefSeq and is a predicted model, not a curated record. The transcript has 7 exons.